CAAUCACACACUACGGGGUGAGAGAAGACGAGGUGAACGCUUAAUGUGCACACAGCACCGACUGAGUACUGACCUGCUCCAUGCGCACUGACUGGGCAAAGGGAAUAAUCCAUAGGACGGGCUCAAAGUUUUUGGCGACAUCUUUGGCACAGCGUUUGGCUCAGGUGGUACGCAGGAGUACACAAGGCAGCAAGUGGACACAUUCAAUGGACAGACACCUGGAGGCGGCUGUGCAACAAACAUGGAAUUAUAUUUGUAAUGUGGUUUCAAGGUUUUGAGGGGGCUCUGGGCUGCGAUGCGUGCGUUAUGGAUUUUCGUGUUUCUGGAUGAAUAUCACUGGCAACAGCUGAGAAAUGCGUAAAAGGAUCUUACGUACUCAGUCUGGACAUGAUAUGGAGUUUACCUGUCAUAUUUAGAGAAGUUUUAGCCGGUGUGCUGUCCCCGAUGCUGUAAACUUCAAUAACAUAGCGCCUCAUUGGCUCUUUUGGAUUUUCUAACGUUGCUUUGCCCUGGAUUAUAUUCUCAACACCAUGAACUUUAUUGACAGUUUCACACUAUUAUUUUUGACGCUGUCAGUUAUAAAGAGCGCGCAUAUACCGAGGGAAGGAGAGAGAGGUCCACAUGACGUGAUCCCUCUGAUGGAGGUGUACAAUAAGAGCCUGUGUAAGCCUCGGGAGCUUCUGGUGGAGAUCAUACAAGAGUAUCCUGAGGAGGUUGAGCACAUCUUCAUCCCGUCCUGCGUGGUGCUAACGCGCUGUGCAGGAUGCUGCACCGAUGAGAUGUUGCAGUGUAUGCCAACAUCCAGUUACAAUGUAACUAUGGAGAUAAAGAGAAUAAAACCACAGAGACAACAGAAUGAUAUCUUCAUGAGCUUUACAGAACACAGCUCGUGUGAGUGUAGGUUAAGGAAAGAGGUGAAAGAGCAGAAAGAAAAAAAACCUCGACAAGGCAAAGGCAAAGGUCUAAAGAGAAAGCGAAAGAAAAACAGAGACAAAACAAAUCACAAUGCUGUCUGUCAGCCUUGCUGUGAGAACUGUUCAGACAGGAGGAAGAGAUUAUUCGUGCAGGACCCAGCCACAUGCCACUGCUCCUGCAAACACUCAGACGCCUACUGCAAAGAGCGCCACUUGGAGCUCAACGAGAGGACCUGCAAAUGUGACAAGCCGAGAUGAGGGCAUUGGAGGCACCAGAUAUCCAAGAUGAAGGAAUACUGUAGAAAUAUUUCAGCACUUUGAUCCCUAAGCUCUUCUUUUGUCCGGAUAGCAUUCCCAUUGGACUGAUAGAGAGAGAACCGUACCAGGAAAGACUCGAGUCUCCUCCUUUGUGUUUCUGUGUGUGUAUAUAGACCAUGAUACUGAUGUUUUAUGCUGCUACAAAUAAGCCUAUCAUUUGACAGACACUCAUGGUUUUGCGUUCUAACAGGCUUGCAGUGCAGGUGUUUUUCUUCAAUUCUAUAUAUGCCACUACAUCAUCACUGGAUAAAAAGUCUCUGGUGUUUGCAUGCUGUCUGUAAACGCCACAACAAGGAGGACAUAACUGAAGCAAUGUGGAAUGCCGAAGACACUCUUUUGAACAGGGACAUUUUGGAGCGCUGAUAAGACUUUGCUUCUAUCAGAUUUUGUCUUCCUCGGAAGAACCUCACGGGACUGUUGACAUUUCCAUUGUUUUGAGAAUGGGAAGAGACUGUGGACUUUGCAGUGCCAUAUACUUCUAAAGGGAUAAAAUAGCAUACUUGCUAUGGAGAACCACUGAGAAAACAUCCUAUACUGUAGUUUGAUUCCAUUUGAAAUAACUGUGCCUCGCUAAAAUGUACUGAGAAAUUCUGUUUGUUGAGUAUUUUAAAUUAUUUUUUUUUCUUUUGGAGGGGUGCUGAUGUCUAGCUAGUUAUAUGAACUCUGUACAAUCCCUUUACAACAUAGUACACUCUAGAUAAUUUAUAUUGGAGAGUAUUUUCAGUAUUCAUUCUACCCAUAUUUAAUUUGGUCUAUUUAUAUAUACAGUGUUAUGUGUAAGGUCAGACAGCUACUCAUGGCAUGGAGCCCUCUGUGCUUUUGUAAGAAACUAAAAAUAACAAAAACAUUUAUUUGUUAACAUUCCCUAAAUAGAUGCUCUGUUUUUAUUGAUGCUAUCACUUCUCUGCCCCUUAUCUAAAAACUGUGGGUGUAGGCUGUGUAUAUCUGUCUAAAUGUGUGAGUGUGCGGUUGUAGAUGUCCCGUGUGUCCUGCGUCUUUAAGAAUUUAAAAAGUGUUUUCCAUCCUGCAAGCCGCAAUGACAAAUAAACGACUGCUUGCCACUCACCAUGCACCACCAUUUUAAAAUUUGACUAGUGUAAUUUUCAGAAACUGUCUGUCUUGGACCUUGAAGCUUCUUUCCAUAGAUCUUUUGCUUUAUUAUUAUGUCAGUUAUUAACAUGUCAGUGUCUGUAAAAACAUAUUUAUUUUUCAAAUGUUAUUGUUUUAUAUAAAAUAAGGAAAAGGUU
Messenger RNA from Periophthalmus magnuspinnatus, 2479 nucleotides. RefSeq names its product vascular endothelial growth factor Ab (gene vegfab). Bases 531 to 1172 code for a protein of 213 amino acids. Gene Ontology annotation, biological process: response to hypoxia; vascular endothelial growth factor receptor signaling pathway; induction of positive chemotaxis. Gene Ontology annotation, cellular component: membrane. Gene Ontology annotation, molecular function: chemoattractant activity; growth factor activity; vascular endothelial growth factor receptor 1 binding. Lineage: Eukaryota; Metazoa; Chordata; Actinopteri; Gobiiformes; Gobiidae. The record is from RefSeq and is a predicted model, not a curated record. The transcript is spliced from 8 exons.